GAGCCAUGGAGGCCGAGGUUAUGGCGGAGGAGAAGCGCGGGGAAAAAAUAAUGGCGUGAAAAACAGCCUCAGGAGCCUCGUGUAGCGCCGCCCUCAGGAAGGCAGGGAGGCAUGGGGUCGCAGAGUGUGGAGGUCCUUCGGCAGGGUAUUUGGGCAUCGCUAACGGGAGGAUGGUUCUAUGAUCCCCACCAGGACGUUUUCUGUAACACCUUCCACCUCUACCUGUGGCUCUACCUGGUGUGUGCGCCCUUCUUUAUCUACCUGUACUGUGGGUGGUGGGUAGCGGGAUGGUUGGUCCACCUGGCCCUUCUGUCCGUGGUGGCAGUGGGCAUCAAAGCAGUCAACCACCUCCUCCACCACACCUUUGACACAACCGAAUGCCUGGAGGAGGAGCUGGCACCACCGCCGCCCCCGCCAGGAGGCCUCCCCACCACCGCCGCCACCACAGCCGCCACUGCCACCGCCUCCACCAGCCCAGCGCAUUACCAGGCCUCGUCGCACCAGCAGAGGAGCCGGUCGUUCGAGGCGAUAGAGAUGCAGGUGGUGGGGGGCGGCCAGGGCGGCGGUGGUGGUGGGGAGAGCGAGACACCCCCGGUCGGAUGCAGCUCCCGGAACUCCAUCAUGGACGCCGGCACCCAGCCCCCGGCGACGAUAGACCUGAAGGCUGACGUCCACCACAAGGACAGCUCCGGCAGCGAGGAGGGCAGCAAGUGUGAGGCCGCUGCUGCUGCUGCCGCCGCCGCCACAGCCGCCAGCACUCCGCGGGACACUCAAGAGAGGAGUGACAAGAGGAUGAGAGAGAGUGGAAGGAUGGGCGGAGGUGUCGGCAGCGGUCCCUGUGGUGGGGGGCGCGGCCUGUGUGUGUCGGAGGGCAUGCUGGGCAGUGUGGCGGAGAUCACCGAGACAUUCAACCACCCCAUCAUAGCCAAGCACUCCCAGGUCACCCACCACCCCCCCAACAAGCACACACACUCACUAAUAAAAUCCGUGGCGUGGUGUGGCAGUGGCGGCGGCGGCAGCGGGAGCGUUGGCGGCGGGGAUGAUAGUGUCGCUUCUGCCUCGCACGGUGUUAGUGGCGGCGGAGGGCGGGGACACAAGCGGCUGCGGAGGAUAGCGGCCUCGGCGGGGUCCAUCGCAACGGCCUCGCUCUGUGAUUCCCAUUCGGUGGAUAUUGUUUACUCCAAAAGUGCCAAAGGAGAGAAGGGGAGCAGCGUCCACUUCCGCCCCAGCCUGCACGGGGGGGCGGGCUCCCUCGGGCUGGAAGGGGGGGUCGGGGCAGGGGGCUCCUCCUCCGCCGCCCCCUCCCCUCCCUCCUCCCUCCCCUCUGCUGCGGAACCCCCCUCGCACCCUGUCAGUUUAGAGGUCAUAACAGGUGACGAGGGAGGUAGAAACAGCAGCAGCAGACACCACCACCGCCACCACCGCCACAGCCACCACCACAACCGCCAUCACCACAGUAGUAACACCAGUAGUAGCACCCUUCAACCACAACAACCACAACAACAGACAGUCCCGGCGGUCACCAUAGCAAGUGCCGGGAAUUGUGGAAGCAGUGGUGGUGGUGGUGGUGGUGGUGCUCACCGUCACCGCCACCACCAGCCAGCACCGCCACAGCAGCACUACACUCGCAAGUUGUCGCUGGGGCCGCCAUCAUGGGGGCUUGAGGCGGCUAACAAGUCCGUGGGUGAGGAGAGGGCCAAUAGUGCCGGGGCCAUCACCACCACUAUCUCCUCCACCCUUAUCACCACCACCACCACCCCCUCGCCAUGUGACCGCUCCCCCACCUCCAUGUGCUGCACCGCCAACAGCGAGGGGGAGACGGACGAGGAGGGGCCGGCCAAGGGCUCCCACUCCCCCCUCCUGACCCGCCACCAGAGCCUGGAGGGGAAGGGGUCCAGCGGGCGGAGGGCUCGGUCCGGGGGCUCCCGCCUGGUCCAACAUGGCCAGCGGGGCCCCGGCCGGGCCUACCAGCCCCUGGUGUUCCGCAGCAGCUCGGCCAUCACCUCAAAGUUCAGGGAGCGGCCCAGAGUGGAGGGCAGUGGGGGCGGGGGCGAGGCAUACAGGGUGUGCACACUGACCUUUGAGAACAUGUAUGCCGACGAGGAGAGCAGCUCAGACACCCUCAGUGCCGUGAAGCUCUCCAGCAGCUCAGAUGAGACCCUCAGCAGCCUGGCCGACCGCCUCAGCCUGCAGGGAGCCCUGGGCUGUGAUGGUGCCGGGGGGGGCUGCACAGUGGCUGGGGAGGGCAGCCCUGCCCACUGUGGCGGUGGCACGGGGGGCGGGGAAGAGCAGGCCAGCCCCGGGGAGGAGUGUGGGCCGCGGCCCGCCAGGAGCCCUGCGGAGGGCGUGCCUGGAGGGGGGCCGGACAGCCGCUCGUCCAGCCCCGGCCUGGACUGGCUCUUCUCCCACAGUGACUCGGACUCAGAGUUUGCCGAUGUGGCACGCAGCGGUGGCGGCCACCCCCGGCGGCUGUCCUCCCAGCUGAGCGAUGAUGACAGCUGGAACAUGAUCCGCUCCUCCCCGGAGAGCCCCGUGGAGGCCACCGGUGGCCACCCCAGCACAGCCACACAGGGUGCCAUCCCCAAGAAGCGGCGGCAGGGUGUGGUGGUGGAGGAGGUGGGCGAGGGUGGGGAGCAGCGUGCGGCGGGGCGGGGCGAAGCGGCGGUCACCAUGGAGGACCUGGUGCGGCGGCUGCUGGACAUCCUCAACAGCUCCCUGCACGACCCCCAACAGUGCCACCGUGACAUCCAGAAGCUGGUGGUGCUGAAGCAGCGGCUGGAGCAGGAGGGUGGCAUUGGGGAGGCCGUGAAGGGGGCCGCCCUGCUGUCCGAGGCGCCGGCCACCGUCAGCAGCAGCGGCAGCAGUGGCAGCAGUGCUGGCGGCUCAGACCACCCGGCGGAGACCCACCUGUACAGGAAGCCGGCGGUGAGGCGGAGGAGGCACGUGGCGGGCAACACCUCCUCUUCCCCCCCCACCACCCCCAGCGAGCCCCCGCAGGACAUCACCCUCCUCACCACCACUGCCCUCACCACCACCAGCCUCACCACCUCCGCCCACUCCCCGCCUCACCACCAUCACCACCACCAGCCACAGCAGCAGCACCAGCACCAACACCAGCCACACCACCACCACCACCACCAUGACAACACCUCUGCCAGGCCCAGUCAGGGCACACAGAGGAUGCUGCCGUCCUGGAUGAGCCGAGGUGGUGGUGGGGACAGCGGGGACGAGGGCAGCAGCAACAGCAGCCGGCCCCACCGUGCCCUGCCCCCGGACAAGCGGCCUGAGGGCGGGGGGGCGACGGAGUGCGUUUCCCCCGCGGAGGGUGUGCCCCCACUCUCCCCUGGUACCCACCUGGCAGCGUCCCACGAGGACACCAGCGACGGGGCGGUGCACUGCUUCCAGGACGAGCAGGGCAACUGGUUCACCUACACCUUCAACGACCGCGGGGUGAGCACCGCCUCCAGUGUGGCCCCUGCGGGGGGCGACAAUCGCGUGCUGAGCAAGCUGCUGCGCCGCAGUGGCCCUGGGGGCCAGACUGGCGUCAAUGGCGGCAGCAGCGGCGGGGGCACCACAGGGGGCCUGGCGCGGGAGGACAGCUCCCUCAGCAGCUCCUCCAUGUCCCUGUGCUCUGGCCUCACCAUCAUCCUGGACAAUCACUUCCCCCCCACCUCCCUCCCCCUCUCGCCUCCCCUUUGGUCAGACAUCGUCAAGGCCCCGGCCUCCCAGGCCUCGCCUGUGUCUGAGGCAACCAGCGGGGCCCUCACUGUGGCCCGAAGGAGGGGCUCCUCACCCCCAGCCUCCGGUGGGCGGGACCCCGACCGCAGCGGUCUGGAGGGUGCGGGAGACCCCGACCCCAUUCCCCGGGUGAGCGUGGGGCCGAGGGGCGGGCGGGACCUGCCCCUGCUGUCGUCUGAGACACGGCACCACCUGCAGCUGCUGAGCAUCGGGGCACCCCACAACCCUCUGCAGCUGUUCACCAACGCCCUGUUUGAGCGUCGGCGCUCCAGCAACCGUGCUGCGGCAGCAGCGGCCGGGUCCCUCAUCAACCCUGAGUCGUUGGAGAGCAUCAGCCUGCGGGCUGGCGGCGUUGGCGUGGACCUGGCCCUGGCCUCCAGCAAGCUCAAGUUCCCCACGCCGGCGCCGCAGACCCUCCACUACUACCGCCUGCGGCUGUGUGGCAACACCUCCAUCAGGGUAAGGUUUGACCGGCUGUUCCUGCUGGCGCUGCUGGACCGCAACAUGACCGUGUGGGAGAACCUGGUGUGUGUGUUCCUGGCGGUGCUGGUGGGGGUGCUGGGCUGCCUGGUGCUGCAGCGGGACUUUUACCAGGAGCAGGACGUGCUCUUCUUCUGCCUGGUAAUGGCCAGCUGCCAGUACUCGCUGUUCAAGAGCGUGCAGCCGGACGCUGCCUCGCCCACGCAUGGCUACAACCGCGUGGUGCUGUACAGCCGGCCGGUGUACUUUGUGGUGUGCUGCAGCAUGAUACUCCUGCUGCAGCUCUACCUGGACAGCACCGGGGAGCAGCGGCCCCACUUUGUGCUCUAUGGUCUGGACUUCAUGGACCCGGGCCUGCUGCAGCAGUGCCGGGACGUGUUGCUGCUGUUUGUGCUGUUCUUCCCGCUCCUCUUCAGCCUGGGCCUGCUGCCCCAGGUCAACACCUUCCUCAUGUACCUGCUGGAGCAGACGGACAUCCACGUGUUUGGCGGCAAUGCCACCACCAGCCUGGUGUCUGCCGUCUACUGCAUUGGCCGCUCCCUCCUCACCGUCCUCUUCCUCUUUGGCUUUGCCUAUGGGGGCCUGAGGGAGAAGGCCCAGACGCAGCACAUCCUCUACUCCAUCUUCUGCGGCCUGGCCGUGGGCUUCAGCUACCACCUGAGCCGCUCCACUUCCGACCCCACCACCCUGUGGCGCCUCAUCCAGCAGCACAUGUGGCCUGAGGAGCUGCGGCGUGAGGCUGGCGGAGACACCCCGCAGCCCCCCCAGGAGGCGGACGAGCUCACUGACCCGCUGCCGGAGAAGCUGCGCUCCACCGUGCACGCCCGGUUGGUGCACGACGCCAUCGCCUGCACCGCCACUGCUGCCCUGGUGUUUGCUGUCCACUCCAGCACGGUGUUCACGGUGCUGCUGGACGGCGACGGCCCUAAUCUCUUCACCGGCCUGCUGAUCAUCGCCACGCUGCUGGGCUUCCUGACGCACUACGUGGUGCCCCAGCUCAGGAAGCAGCUGCCUUGGCUGUGUGUGGCGCACCCCGUGUGCCGCUCCCACGAGUACAGUCAGUACGAGGUGUAUGACGCCGCCAAGAUCAUGUGGUUUGAGCGGCUCUACGUGGGGCUGUGCAUCCUGGAGAAAAACAUUGUGUACCCCCUGCUGUUCCUGUGUGCCUUAACCAAAGACGCCCCGGUCCUGGUGAACAAGUUUGGGGUGAAUGUGGGCACGCUGAUGACGGUGGUGUGUGGCGUGAAGUGUCUGCGCAGCGUGUACUCACAGCCACAGUUCCAGUACCUCACGCUGGCCUUCGCCAAGCUCUUCUUCACCUGGGACUUCAAGGGCAAGUCAGAGACCUUCAUUGUGGACUACUUCGUCAUGGGCAUCAUCUUCACCCGCGUCUACGAAUUCCUCCUCAAGAUGAAGUUCAUCGUGACCUACAUCGCCCCCUGGCAGAUCACCUGGGGCUCCGCCUUCCACGCCUUCGCCCAGCCCUUCAGCGUGCCGCACUCCGCCAUGCUGUUCGUGCAGGCGGCGGUCUCGGCCAUCCUAUCCACGCCGCUCAACCCCAUCCUGGGCUCAGCCAUCUUCAUCACCUCCUACAUCCGCCCCAUCAAGUUCUGGGAGCGGGACUACAACACCAAGCGGGUCGACCACUCCAACACGCGCCUCUCCUCGCACCUGGAGCGCAACCCUGGCUCUGACGACAACAACCUCAACUCCAUCUUUUAUGAGCACCUCACACGCUCCCUCCAGCACUCUCUCUGCGGUGACCUCCUGCUGGGUCGGUGGGGCGCCGUGGGUCAGGGGGACUGCUUUGUGCUGGCCUCGGACUACCUCAACUGUCUGGUUCACGUCAUUGAGCUUGGGAAUGGCUUGGUGACCUUCCAGAUGCGUGGCCUCGAGUUCCGCGGCACCUACUGUCAGCAGCGGGAGGUGGAGGCCAUCUCGGAGGGCGUGGAGGAGGACGCAGGGUGCUGCUGCUGUGAGCCGGGCCACCUGCCGCACCUUCUGAGCGCCAAUGCGGCCUUCAACCAGCGCUGGCUCGCCUGGGAAGUCACUGCCACCAAGUACGUGCUCGAGGGCUACUCCAUCUCCGACAACUCAGCCGCCUCCAUGCUGCAGAUCUUUGAACUCCGCAAGAUUCUCAUUACCUAUUACGUCAAGAGCAUCAUCUUCUACACGGUGCGGUCGGGGCGGCUGCGGGAGUGGCUGACGAAGGCCGAGAUCGACGCUUCACUUGCCCACACACGGGACAAGAAAUUCGUGGACCUGGACCCCAUGUUCAACCUCAACAUCGACGAGGACUACGAUUUCAAGGAGUCCGGCAUCACGCGCACCAGUUUCUGUAACGUGUACCAUGAGUGGGUGGUGUACUGUGUGUCCCGCCGUGAGAGUGAGCACCCGGAGGAGAGGGAUGAGCCGUUGGAGAGUGGCCGGGAGUCUCAGCUGAUCUCCCUUUGUUUGGCACUCAGUCUCUUGGGGAGGCGAGCACUGUGGGCAGCCUCGCACAACGCCAUGUCAAGCGUGGACUUCUUCCUGCACGGGCUCCACACUCUCUUCAAGGGGGACUUCCGCAUCACCUCCAUGCGGGACGAGUGGGUCUUCUCGGACAUGGAGCUGCUGAGGAAGGUGGUGGCGCCGGGGGUUAGGAUGAGCCUUAAGCUGCACCAGGACCACUUCAUGCUGCCUGACGAGUAUGACAACCAUGAGUCUCUGUACAAUGCCAUCCUGGAGCACGAGGCCCAGCUGGUCAUCUCCCACGAGGGCGACCCCACCUGGCGCAAUGCUGUGCUCUCCGGCAAGCCCUCCCUGCUGGCCCUAAGGCACGUUAUGGACGACGGGGCAGACGAGUACAAGAUCAUCAUGCUCAAUAAACGCCACCUGUCAUUCCGGGUCAUCAAGGUUAACAGGGAGUGCGUGAGGGGCCUGUGGGCGGGGCAGCAGCAGGAGCUCGUCUACCUCCGGAACCGAAACCCCGAGAGAGGCUCCAUCCAGAACGCCAAGCAGGCCCUUCGGAAUAUCAUCAACUCGUCCUGUGACCAGCCCAUCGGUUACCCCAUCUAUGUGUCCCCGCUCACCACCUCCUACAGCGACACCAACGAGCAGAUCAGUGCCAUAUGUGGCCGCCCCAUCAGCCUCACCCUCAUUCAGGAGACCCUCAUUGGACUCUGGAAAAGGGUGCGUCAGCGGUGUGGCGAGGGCUGCUCCAGUGGGAGUUCCGGCCUCAAUGACGAGUGUAGCCGCGCUGCGGAGCCCCACCACCCCAACAUUCCCCUCCACCAAGUGAUGACCACGGUGCCCCCCAGCCUGGGGUCUGGGGGCAGCCAGGAUGGGUCCCAGGUGGGCGGCCUCAGCCUGGUGACGGCUACGGGCAGCCUGGGGCGGGGCGGCUCACUCUCCCGGGGUUCCCUGCAGGCCAACCGGGGCUCCAUCGUGAGCACCGUGUCCUCGCUGGUGGUGGGCCCGGCCAACAAGCAGUCCACCUCCACCCUGGCCAGCAUGGCCGGCCUGCUGUGGGACACCACGGCCGGGCUGGGCCGCCUCGACCCCCGGGACCGGGAUGGCCUCAGCGAGGGCUCGGCCAGCAGCAAGGACAGGGAGUGGAGCGGCCGGGAGCCCUCCCUCCACGGGGGGCGGGAUGGCGGCUCCAUACACAGUGGGCGGGAGGGGUCUCUGCACAGCGGACGGGAACCCUCCCUGCACAGCGGGCGGGAACCUUCCCUCCACAGCAUGAGAGAGCCUUCCCUCCACAGUGGGCGGGAGCCAUCCCUCCAUGGGGGUCGAGAGUCCUUCCACAGUGGGCGGGAGGCCUCCCUGCAUGGGGGCCGGGAGGGCUCACUGCCCAGCGGGGAGAAGAGGUCCCGGCAGGGCCUGUCCUCUGGCAGCCGCAGCACCCCCUCCUCCUCCUUGUCCACCCCAGCACGGGAUGUGGCCCCGGCGGUCCCAUCGGGUGCCAGGGAGGUGCAUCAGCGGGAGGUGACCUGGGACGGGGCCAGUCCCCGGGAGGAUUGCACCACCCUGCAGGAGGACCCAGAGGAGAAGUUCACCACUCCGCCACCGCCGGAGAGGCACAUCCAGCGCGUCCGGAUCAUCGAUGCCAAUCAGGUCUACGACACGCUCAACCUCGGGCGGCGCAUCGACGUGCUGUGGCCGGACGAGGGCAUGAGGAAGCGUGGCGGCCGGAGCUUCUGGGGUCACUGGGUGCCCAUGGAGGGCAUGGAGGGCCCCGUGGUGCACACCUGGACCCCGCACCACCCCGACCCCCGCCUGCGCUCCCACGUGGACCGCUGUAUCCUGCUGGUGCAAAUCGAGGACAAGUUUGUGCCCGUGGCCCAGGGAGCGGUGCAGGACCUGGGGGCGGAGGUGUAGCCGGGCGGGUGUCCAGUGUCCGGGGGUGCCCGACCACGCCUGUUUUUAUAUGUCGCCGCGGCCCCUGGCGCCCAAAGCUUGCUGGGCGUUGUGCCGGUGUCCCUGCUUGGCGUUUCUCAUUUUCAUGUCGCUUAUUGAAUUUCUUUCUCCUGUGAUGAAAAGCAUCGUGUGCCAUGAACACGUCCUCAUCCUGCAGUUCAUCGCACCCUCAGGUGAUAUAUAUCCACGGCUGAAGUUGCAGAAAACAACACUGAACCAAAUGUGUCAGUGGGGUACAUGUGUGGGACUUGUGCUAAGGGGUGGGAGGCAACAUUUUCUAUUCUCACUGUGAGCCAUCCAGCGCAGGGCAGGACACAGCGCAUGAAGAAGGGAAGGAAGCAUGUGCCCUGUGCAGCGUCUCACACACUCAAGACUCCCUGCACACCACCAAGACUGUACAUUCUCCCUACAGGGCCUGGCACACACACCAAGGGAGAGGAGAGCAGAAGUUACCCGGCCCUGUUGUUCUUCAUGUGCUUCCGUGUGUAAUAUAAUUUUUCUAUUUGCAAGAACACAAAGCAGGUCAGUACUGGAGAAGUGUGGGUCAGGUCAAGGGUGAUGUCAAGGCUGUUAAUCCAUGGGUGUCCAGAAUGACUCCUUGGUGACUUAGUCUGCACAAAAGAGGACACACACACACACACACACACACACACACACACACACACACACACACACACACACACACUCACGGACACCAACCCUACGAAUUCCUUAUCAGCUUUUUGUACUUAACAAAGGCAACAAGUUUCGGUGGUCUUGGUGUGAACAGUGUAUGGCGAGGGUUGCCCAAGGGUGGCUUUUCUCUACUCUUGUUGAUCCUCAAGGGAGCUCGUCCAUUUCUGCAGUCCCUCGCUGAGUCUUGGGAGGGGCAAGGGCGAGGGGAACACACAAACACUCCCCUUCGUAUGUUGCAUCCAGGCUUGAGUUGCUGUGACGGUAGACUUGUGUUGGUAAAUGUCGUGUGGUGAUCUCUAGGAGGGCAACGGGGAGGCAUAAGCGGUCAUGUUUGCGUGAGGGUGUCAUGGGCUCUUUCUGUACCAUGUCUCCAAGUACCUUAAUGUUAGUCUUGGGGAGGGAGGAUAAAUUUGUGACCCCCAGAAGUACCCAAAGGUUAGUCUCAUGUCAGCAAGAUAAAGCCAUUUGGGGAGGGAGGAUAAAUUUGUGACCCUCAGAAGUACCCAAAGGUUAGUCUCGUGUCAGCAAGAUAAAGCCAUUUGGGGAGGGAGGAUAAAUUUGUGACACGCAGAAGUACCCAAAGGUUAGUCUCGUCUCAGCAAGAUAAAGCCAUUUGGGGAGGGAGGAUAAAUUUGUGACACGCAGAAGUACCCAAAAGUUAGUCUCGUCUCAGCAAGAUAAAGCCAUUUGGGGAGGGAUCAUAAAUUUGUGACCCUCAGAAGUACCCAAAAGUUAGUCUCGUCUCAGCAAGAUAAAGCCAUUUGGGGAGGGAUCAUAAAUUUGUGACCCUCAGAAGUACCCAAAGGUUAGUCUCGUCUCAGCAAGAUAAAGCCAUUUGGGGAGGGAUCAUAAAUUUGUGACCCUCAGAAGUACCCAAAAGUUAGUCUCGUCUCAGCAAGAUAAAGCCAUUUGGGGAGGGAUCAUAAAUUUGUGACACGCAGAAGUACCCAAAGGUUAGUCUCGUGUUAGCAAAAUAAAGCCAUGAUAAUCAGAAGUACCACAAUGUAAGAUUCCUAAAUGUAUCGGGCACCCAUUACGACCAUUUUCCAAGGCCACAGAGAAGGGUGACCAGGUUUUUAUGACUGAUUUUCCUGUUCAGAAUGCAGAGAUCGUGCAAAACUAUCCGUAGCAUCACGAAAUAGUUCAUGACAACCCCAGUAACUUCUACAAGAGGCUUUUCAAACAGGUGAACUGAGGCUCCGAUACAUUUAAAAAUACAGCCUUAAGUCUCGUGUCGGCAAGAGGAGGCCACGAUUACCAGUACCCAAAUGAUAGCCUCGUGUUGGGGAGACAAAGCCACGAUCCUCAGAAGUACCCAAGUGUUAGCCUCGUGUCGGCAAGCUUCGUUGAGCCGUGAUCCUCAUCUGUACUUAGGAGGGGUUGGUGUGUGGCUGGAGGGAGGGAGCUGCGAUGUUCUCUGGAGCUCAAACGUUGUCAUUCCAGUGUUUGUGUUCAGGACCUGAUAACUCGGUGACUCGUGUGAUCUUCGGCUGUUGCUGUUGUGAGGGAGUCCGCCGUCAACCUUCGUAUCCAUUUGGAAGAGUGAAUUUUGUCUUACAUUUUCCUUUUUCAUCCUUUUGUGUUCGUCCUAGUGUGAGAAGAAGGGGGAACGGGGUUAUGUUGAUUUGUGAAGAUCCUGAUAUCACUCUCUAGUUACAAAGUGGUGUGUUUAUGAUGAACUUUUUGUGUGUGUGUGUGUACUCUUUAAGGACUUGCUUUCAUUAUAUUUUUGAAUGUUUGCAUUUGGCGAUGGCACGUUAUUCAUAUUUAAUAGUUUCUUGUGGGUUCAGGUGAGAAACGUUAUCAGAGAAACUUGAUCCCAUGACGUAAAGGGGAAAACAAGCGAGCAAUUAAUGUGUUGUUGCUCUAGAAAGCUAACACAAUAGGAGAAUCUUAUCCCAUCACGUAAAGAAAAAAAACUAACGAAAGCGAGCAUUGUCAUUCAUGUGUUGCUCUACAGUGCUUCAAAUCCAGUGUUUCUAUUGAGUUCAUUAUUUGAGAAGCUGUUCCGAUGGUCAUUGAGGAAAGCCAAAGUUUACAGUGUUCAGCCGACGAGGUUUCAAGUCUUCUGUAAUGUGUUGUUGAAGGCUUGGAUUCCUCCGUUCGUCUUGACUCCUGUAGGUUUGGUGGGUCAGUUUGUGUACACCCUUGCCAUUAGUCCUCGUAUUAGAAAAAAAAUAGUCUGGAAAGUAAAGUGAGAUAUAGGGAUUAAUAUUGUAAAAACGAACUUCCACCAAUCUACAUUUUGAUAUUAGUUAAUCUUUGUAGCUCAACUAAAGAAUGGAGAAAAGAGAGAAAGUGGAGAAAAGAAAGAGAAUAUAGAGAAUAGAGAAAGUAAAGAGUAGAGAGAGAGAGAGAGAGUGGAGAGUAGAAAGUGGAGUAUAGUGACAAGAGAGAAAGUGGAGAAUAGAGAGAUGGAGCAAAAAGUAGAAAUAAAAAAUAGUGAGGUACAAAAUAAUUACCGUCGCCAACACAGAAUUCUCACCAAUCUUCAUCUCGACAACAGUUAAUCUUCAUAACUCAACCCCAGACUAGUUUUUUUUACCCAAUACAAGUACUAAUAGCAGCGGUGCGUGUAAAGUAGCCAGCGCACCAUCUCGGAACUCUUCUCCAUCUAACGUUUAUGCUUCAAAGUGGGGAGCGAAAUCAUAGACACCGUACACUUAAGUUGGUCCAUAAGCCCCGCCCCCUCUUCCACAGCUGAGGCGAUUGGUUGGAUGAAAGGAGGUUGGAGUUAGGAGUCGGUGUUAGUAUGGAGGGAGGAUGAGAGAGGGGGCGGUGGAGCUGCUGAACCAGGUUAGUGUGCCGUGGCUAUUGUCUUGCGGCCGGAUUCAUCAAGCCUCUCACAAGACCUGUCGUCGGAAAGUCCUCUGGUAUGUCUGUCCACUACGAAAGCUAUUGUUUAGGCGACUCCGAUGGCAACAAAGGAAGUGCUGGCCAGGUCGUCCCUUCGUUCGUUGCCGCUGGGGAGGGGAGUGGGAUGAGAUGGAGAUCAGGGAUGUGAAGAAGAAAGUUGAAAGGAACGGACAAGUCAAAUGGCAGGAUGGAAUGAGUGGCAAGUUGAUGUUAAGAUGGUACAGUAGGAAACAGAAGCCAGAGGGAGUAGACUGGCAUGUAGGAGACUGGGGGAGCAAGCUAUUGUUUAAAGCAAGAACGGGAACCCUGGAGGUAAAUGGCAGGAACAGGGACGGGGUAAACCAGAACUGUAGCUGUAGGACAGGGGAGAAAGAAACAGUGGAACACCUAAUUGUAGAAUGUAGCAACUAUGAGAGGCAGAGAGGGGAGUUAGUAGCAGGAGUAGUGACAGUAAUAGGCUUGAUGAUUACAAUGUGUGCUGAAGAAAGGAUGAAAGGCAAGAGGGAAAGAUAUCAGUUCGUAACAUAUCUCGCGGAUGAAGUUACCAGAAGACUCACCACCAACGGCAUGUCUCGUAAAUGGCUUGACGAAUCCGACCCUUGUUUUUGGGUGCCCACAGAGUACAAAAAAGGGACGGCACCCACUCAUCCAGGCACUCAGGACCCAGCGAGGUUGCCACAUAACUGGAUGAGUGGUCGAAAGCAGACUGAAUUACUACUUUAUUCUUUAUUAUUAUUAUUAUUAUUAUUAUUAUUAUUAUUAUUAUUAUUAUUAUUAUUAUUAUUAUUAUUAUUUUUAUGUGUCUCUGCAGUUAUCCCAGUGAAAAAAACAGGUGCUAUAUGUAUGUUUUGUGUUUAAGAGGGAAGGGUAAAAAGCAAGGUUCCGUAAACUAAUAUGUAUAAUAACAUUUUUGGAGUGCGCUUGAGUGUGUGUGUGUGUGUGUGUGUGUGUGUGUGAAGAGUCUGCACACAUAUAUAUAUCUGAACUAAUGUGUGUGUGUGUGUGUGUGUGUGUGUGAAGAGUCUGCACACAUAUAUAUAUCUGAACUAAUGUGUGUGUGUGUGUGAUUCUCUUCCUUCUCUCUCUCCCUCAUCCCAUCCAUAAACAUUCUAGCUCUUUCUGACAAACAUAUAAUUGAGCAAAAAAACAACUGACAAAUUGGAAUCAUUGCACAUUUCAUACAUGGAUUCAGGGGACAUUAUCAAGGGAUGCAUAGUUUUUUUUCAUCUUGUUCUGCCCUAAUACAAACGGCAGUCGCAACGAAGAUUAAAAAGCCGCAUUAUCCGAGAAAUCACACGACACCACUUUCUCUCCGCUGCAAAUAUCUUCGUGCGUGAAUUCAUGUGUGUCCUUCCGUCAUGUGCGUGUGUGUGCGUAAUGAACAACACAAGGAGAGCAGUGUGUCCUUCCAUCGUGUGUGUGUGUGUGUGUGCGUAACGAACAACACAAGGAGUAUUAAGCCUAAGCCAGGGGAAGCCAAAUGUAGUUCUGUUUGCCUUACUCCGACAGUCUCAAGCGUGACCCACGAGGAAAACACGAUCGUUGUUCUCGCAGAGUUCAAUAUUUUCCUACAGGACGAAGAGUAGAUGAGUCGCGUUACGAGGUGUUUCUCCUCACACUGGAAACUUUGUUAAACCUUUUCUUUGCAACGACAGUGUAUAAGCAAGACUUCAUGUGGUAGUGCUGCACUCUGGUGACUGUCAUGUGGAAUUGAUGUGUUAUAAGCGAGACCAUCCCAAGCACACACACUCCUCAAGAUACAAAGUGUGCUAAAGAAAGAAAGGACGGAAGGCAAGAGGGAGAGACAGCACUCAGUAGCAAGAGCAGUUCGUAACGUAGCCAGGCUUUCGGUUUCUUUGUCCUUUUGAAUGGCAAUCUUGUCCUGUUUUUCGUGCAAUAUUGUCCCUUCCUCCCGCGCCAUUCCUCACUCAAGAUCGCACUAGCCUCAGCCUUGUCGGGGAGUGGUGGGCAACGUGACAAGACUAGGCUAAGGUAGUUGUUUGCCAGGGAGGAAGGGAAGGGAAGGGAGGGGGGAGGGGAGGGGACGGGUGCAUUUCUCAAAGGGUUGGGGUGCAGCGCCGUGUUCCUUACCUGUCAUUAGAAGCUGCCCAGGUUGUGUAGCCCUGCGAUAAUCCGCUCGCUUCCUCAUUCCGACGCGAGAGCAGUUUUCACCCUAGCGUUUUGGUUCUUAGUGUGGCGUGCGUUUGGAAGAUGGAAUGUUUGUACGUCUACGCGCCAAGGGAUGUUCCAUACUUUCAUUUAGAAGCACAUUUCCAUAAGCCAUUUAAUACAUGCAUACACAUAAGAUUAAGCACUCACUCUCAUGCUCUAGCUGACCGCAUACACACUAGGCUAUGUACAAACAAUCAGGGGAGGGUGUGGCCCGGGGAGCUGACCGUAGCUUCUAGUGGAGUCUUGUUAUGUAGUAGCCGCUUGGAGACAGGAAUUCUUGCUAUCUUGGUGCUUUGAUAUUGCACAGGGAGGUUGUGUGUGUGUGUGUAUGUGUGUGUAAGUGAAUGUAUGUGUGUGAAUGAAUGUGGUUUUCCAUACGUAAACUUCACAUCAGAUUGGCUUAUUAGGUAAUGAACAUUGUAAUGGGUUUGAGCUGCUGUAGUGUGAGCCGCUGUUCAGUGUGUGCCCCAGGUCUAUAGGGCAAGGUGUGGGCUGUUGGUGUGUGUGGUGAGGUUAGGGAAAGUUAACCCGGUAGCAGCGACGGGCCAAAUUUGUGGCUUUACCGUGUAGCAGCGACGGGCCAAAUUUUUGCCAUGAUAUAAACCCCCAAAAUAGAUGAUGCAUAAACUGAUCACAAAUGUGUUGAUAUAUAUUAUGAAAUGGUUUGUGAGUGAUGAUUUUUUUCUCAUUUUUCUCGCUUAGAGGGGCCUUUCAGAAACGAUCCCCGCAGCUACCGGGUUAAACAUAUCCCACCUCUAUAGGGCAAGGUGUAGGGUGGGUGGUGUGUGUUGCUGUGUAGUGAGGUUAGGGAAAGUUAAGCGUCCCCCACCUCGAUAAGCAAGGUGGUGGUCUGUGUUGGUGUGUGCAGUAAGGUCAGGUCAGGUCAGGUCAAGGCAGGGGCAAGCAUAAUGUGUAGCAGUGAAGAAGUUUGAAGGAAUAUUGGCAGACAUACAUUUGUGAGUUCUAUGUCACAAUGAGAGUAAGCAUAGUUGAUGUCACUGGGCUAAUCCCUCAUGCCUCGCCCCCUUCCUCAACCUCCUAAAUUUUCAGUGAUCUCUAAUUUUACAGUCGACUUCCCAAACCAUUUUUUUUAUAUACAAGUUAGUGAGAUUAUUUUAUGGUGUAGGUAAUUUUUUCCAUCAAAGAUAACAAAAAAUAACCUCAGCCUGUUGAAGAUGAUCUCAAGUCUUACAGUCCACUUCAACCCAAUCUGUUUUUUUACUUAGAUUAAUAAAUUAUGUUAUGGCUUAGGUUAUUUUUUCCAUAAAACGUAACAAAAGUUUUAAUCAACUACCCAAAAUGAACGGUGAUCUCUAAUCGUAUGGUCGACACACCCAAUCUGCUUUUAUACACAAGGUAAUAGAUUAUGUUAUGGUUUAGGUUAUUUCUUCCAUCAAACGUAAUAAAAGUCUUAAUCAGCUACUUCCCAAAACUAACAGUGAUCUCUAAUCUUUGGUCGACUUACACUCAAUCCGUUUUUAUACACAAGUGAAAGAUUAUGUUAUGGCUUAGGUUAUUUCUUCCAUAAAAAGUAACAAAAGUCUUAAUCAACUACCCAAAACUAAUGGUGAUCUCUAAUCUUUGGUCGACUUACACCCAAUCCGUUUUUAUACAUAAGUUAAUAGGUUAUGUUAUGGCUUAGGUUAUUUUUUCCAUAAAACGUAACAAAACAGUCUUAAUCAACCACUUAUCGAAACUAACAGUGAUCUCUAAUCUAUGGUCGACUUACACUCAAUCCAUUUUUUAUACACAAGUUAAUAGAUUAUGUUAUGGCUUAGGUUAUUUUUUCCAUAAAAUGUAACAAAACAGUCUUAAUCAACCACUUAUCGAAGCUAACAGUGAUCUCUAAUCUAUGGUUGACUUACACUCAAUCCGUUUUUUAUACCCAAGUUAAUAGAUUAUGUUAUGGCUUAGGUUAUUACUUCCAUCAAACGUAACAAAACAGUCUUAACUCGAGAACGUCGGCAGACCCUUUUCAGGGCUUUCACGAGUCGUGGCUGUGGUACGGUGGACCCUAAAAAGGGCUCGCCAUAAAACCCCUAAUUCGAGCUAAUUGUAGGCGGUGGUGGCAUAGCGCAACCCACCAUGAAUGCCUGAGGUCAUUGUGGUGGGUGAGUGAUAUUGAGGUAGGCUUUUUUGUCAUAGGUGGUGCUGUAAGGUCAUGGCAUACUGAAUUAGCUAUCCAUACAGUAAUCACUUGUCAAAUUCUAUAGCAGACAACAAGCGACUCUUGGCUAGAUGCCACGCGUCACGAGACUAUUUAAUUUGUAACAAACACCACCCUAAAAGAAUGGAGUUUGAGUAAAAGCAAAUAUUUUUAACAGCUUAAUGGUUAUGAGAGGAGUACUCUGAUGUACGUUCCAUGCUGUUUUCUUAGUCUCAAAAUGCAGUGUAAUUUUGUCGUUUCUCGGCCACUUCUCGUCUUUCCCAUAGCCGAAGCCCACGGGUUGAUCAACCACUUCCCAAGUCUAACAGUGAUCUCUAAUCGUAUGGUCAACUUACACUCAAUCCGUUUUCAUACCUAAGUUAAAAAGAGGUUGAUUUAUGGUGUAGGCCAUUUUUUCGUCGAAGGUGACAAGAAGUAGCCCCAACGAAUUACCUGUCUAGAUUUGCGGUGAUCUCGGUUCUUUCAGUUGACUAUAACCCAAACUGUUUUUAUGCAUGAGUUUGCGAGAGAUUAUAUUAUGGUUUUGGUAAUUUUUUUCUAACAGACAUAACAGAAAAUAGCCUUAACCAAUCACCAACCAGGAACAGUGGCGAUAUCUCUUCCUACUAUUGACUUCAGCCCAAACCGUUUAAAUACAUAAGUUCAGGCGAGAUUCUUUCAUUUUCA
Eriocheir sinensis (Chinese mitten crab) is the source of this 17155-nucleotide messenger RNA. RefSeq names its product pecanex-like protein 3 (gene pcx). Lineage: Eukaryota; Metazoa; Arthropoda; Malacostraca; Decapoda; Varunidae. Gene Ontology annotation, biological process: endoplasmic reticulum organization. Gene Ontology annotation, cellular component: membrane; endoplasmic reticulum. The transcript is spliced from 20 exons. The record is from RefSeq and is a predicted model, not a curated record. Bases 112 to 8580 code for a protein of 2822 amino acids.